AUGGUAUCACUUAGCUGGAAGCACCACACGCUAAUUCAGGCUUUGAUUUCGCGAGGUCCUCUCAAGGAGAAAGAAUUUCAUUCAAUCUUCACCGGCGUCACCGGCAGAAACCCAGGAACUGUGAAAAAGAUAUUUGACAAGUAUCUUCUUGAGAUAAACAAGGAACUCUCAUAUGUUCACUUUGAGUUGAGGGCUUGUAGAGAUCAAUAUGAUGGCCAAGUUUGUUAUGGAGUGGUGAACAAUGUGUCUGAUGAGCAAUCCAAACUCGGCACAAAAUAUUCUGUUCCUCAGAUUGCAUUCUUUAAAGGCAUUAUAGAAGCAAUUGCACAGGAUGAAGCUGCUCAAGGUUGCAUAUCAAGCUUUGAUGCCCUCAAUAUCCGAUUGGAGUAUCAGUUACCAAGUGAAGCCAGCAGCAGUCAACAGCAAGUCCCUCCUGCAUUCAAGAACUUUUCAAUGUCGCAAAAGGAGAAAGCUCUGGAUGAACUUGUAAAGGACAAAUGGCUGUGCCGCACAAAAGAAGGCAAUAUUGGACUUGGUAUAAGAUCUCUUCUUGACCUACGCAGUUGGUUCAGGAACAAUGAUGUUCCAUCCUGUGAGAUCUGCAAUGAAGCUGGAGUAAAGGCGGAUUUGUGUCCAAGCGAAGGUUGCGCUGUCCGGAUACACAAGUACUGCCUCAAAAACUUGUUAUCUCAAAGGGAUGGUAAAGUUUGCUCUGGUUGUGGAAAGCCAUGGCCUUUGGGUACCUUUACAAAAGCAGAAGCUGUAGAAGAAACUGUGAAUGAUGAUGAUGAGGAGGAACACGAGACUCAAGCCACAGCUCCAAAAUCCAAGAGAAGAAGACAACUUAGGAGCCACAGAGACUCAAGUGAAAAUCACUCUUCUCAAGCUUCUUUAGCCUCAACUAGUGGUGCCAGUGGGAGAAGAGUAACCCGUAGCGUUGCAAACUUAAGGUAA
Arabis nemorensis is the source of this 954-nucleotide messenger RNA. Lineage: Eukaryota; Viridiplantae; Streptophyta; Magnoliopsida; Brassicales; Brassicaceae. The record is from the annotation of a GenBank genome assembly.